AUGACUUGGAUUAGCUACGGUGGUAUUCACACUAAAAAUUUGGAGGCACUAUCUUUCGAUGAGAAGUGUACUAUCUACACAGAUCAUAAGAGUCUUAAGUACCACCUCAUUCAGAAGGAGUUGAAUCUUAGGCAGCAAAGAUGGAUAGAGCUGCUUAAAGACUAUGAUUGCUCGAUUGAAUACCAUCUUGGUAAGGCUAACGUGGUAGUGUACGCACUGAGCCGUAGGGCUGUAUCUGAUUUAAGAGCGUUGUUUGCUUGUCUCAGCCUGUUUGAUGAUGGUAGCUUGUUCGCUGAGUUACAAGUUAGACCGACGUGGACUGAACAUAUUAAGGCUAAAUUGUUGUUGGAUGAGUCACUGGUUCCUCGUUUCCGUCAGGUUGAGAAUGAGGAAACUUUGGAUUUUGGGAUAAAUAGUGAAGGAAUACUAUGCUUCCGUGGGAGAGUGAGGGAUAAUGAUUUGAGGCAGUCUAUACUGCAAGAAGCGCAUAGUAGUCCUUAUGCUAUGUAUCCAGGCGAGAAUAAAAUGUAUCGAGAUCUUCGUGAGUUGUACUGA
Messenger RNA from Gossypium raimondii (Peruvian cotton), 555 nucleotides. RefSeq lists its product as uncharacterized. Lineage: Eukaryota; Viridiplantae; Streptophyta; Magnoliopsida; Malvales; Malvaceae. The transcript has a single exon. The record is from RefSeq and is a predicted model, not a curated record. The coding region runs from base 1 to 555 and encodes 184 amino acids.